This is a messenger RNA of Hypoxylon fragiforme, 2742 nucleotides long. RefSeq lists its product as uncharacterized. The record is from RefSeq and is a predicted model, not a curated record. The coding region runs from base 452 to 2500 and encodes 682 amino acids. The transcript is spliced from 2 exons. Lineage: Eukaryota; Fungi; Ascomycota; Sordariomycetes; Xylariales; Hypoxylaceae.
GGCGAUGUAUUUACCUUGCCUUGCAAUCUGACUACACUCAGCUUCACAAUUUGUUGAGCAUACCCCGCGACAGCCUUCUUGACAGCUACAUAACUUCUUCGUCUUGUUUCUCCACUACCAAUCACCAAACCUCCGAGUCGUACCGCCUCCACCACACUUUCGGCCGCCUGCAGUGUCUUUGUCUUAUCGUCUGCCGUUGAGUGGUGUCAUUCUAGGUCGCACCGGAUCCCCGUGCUCCUUACCGAGGCUUCUUAGGUUCGCGAGUCUUGGUUAGACAAGACUUGUCAAUUUCAUUACUAGGCCUGAAUCUGCAAGGAUUUAAAAUCCCCUAACUGCCUGGUCGGGGGUUCACCAAAUAACCAAUUACCAAAACUGUGUGUAACUGUUCAACCUGACCGAUAUUUAAGGAGAGGGGAGGGGGCGUGGUUCUCGAUAUUCGAAUAUCGCAACAAUGGCGUUGCCAUUGUCUCUUCACCAUGACGAGGAUCGUUCCGUUCUCCUUUCCGACUCGGAGGACGAUGACUUGCUUCCCGCUCCCCGUAAAGUACGUGGGCCGCCACGAGCCCACUCGAGAGACGGAGAGGAGUUAAUACGAAAAAAAACCAAAGAGGCGGCAGCCAACAUUCCAACUCACCCAAUCCCCGCUAUGCAGCCAGCCUUUGCCGAGUCCUUAGUCGAAGCCACGCAGAAUGUUGCACCAAAACCGAAGCUCAGAUUCGCCUCGGCGAGGGACCGCCGGAACUAUUUGUUAGAUGCAGAAAAGGGAGCUGAGUUACAUAACGAACUAUGGCGACAUCGACCUGGUCAAAAGUACCACGAGCUCUGGAAGCUCAUGGCCCAAAUAUCUUUCGGCGUAUACCUGAUGUUGAAUGGGAUAGCAAACAGCAAUGAGCAGGUGGUCAGUAUCCUUCAACGUCACAUAGACGAAGUGGACGAAUUUCUGGAAAUAUCGCUGGAGGAUAUCAACUUGGCGAUCAAGGAUCUUCGGGAGCGCUUAGAUAUCCUGAAAUUGCCAAUGGAGAAUAUUAGGACAUUCGAACAGAUGCUAGAAGACCGCACUUUUCGUUUGAAGAUAGUAACUGGAAACGAAAAGAUCGAACACAUCAUCUCUAGAACGACGGCCGUUCUCGAAGCGACGAUCGAAGACGUUGGUGAGGGGCUCGGAGCCACGAAGGAAUUCGCCAUGUAUCUCAGUGAUCAGCAAGACCGGACCUGGCGUCAACAACGCCCAGCAGUCGUGGAAAUCUUCGAUGCCAUGAGGGGGAAUGCCCAAGGCUGGUAUAAGGCCUUUGUCGAGAUGCAAGAGAAGACGUCAACUCUACGUGCAUUGCUUAAUAAGCUUGAGCAGAUGGUCUCGGAAAUGAAUUAUCGUGCUGGUGAAGUGAGCAGGAGAACGAGGACCAGCAUUGCCCCCUUCUCUAGUCCAUUCUCUAGCCCGGAACAGCAACUCUCGCCAAAGGUUAGCUCGUCACGCUCGUCGACCUUCUCGUUUGGUAGACACCCACCAGGACUCGUGCUUUCGAAAAGCAUGUCUCAACUAUCCAUGUCAGGCUCUAAUGCAACUAAGGAAACCCUCAUCGUCCAGUUCGCUGCUCCAAUGGAGCUAACAGAGCCGGUAGAGUUAGAGGCGAACAGUAUUCCAAAGACCAUCGUGACUGUUGAAGAAGACUCAGAAGAUUCGGAGGACUCGGAUGAUUCCGAAGACCUGGAAUCUGAUCAUGAAUCAGGGAAGGCCGAGCCGGCAGUAGAUGAGGGACUCUUUAUUUUGCAGCCGCGGACUUAUACCCCACAACCACCAGCGCCGAUCCCUUCACCGAGACUGCAAGACCCGCCAACACCGGACCGGGAAGAGCGACCAACAAAGCGAACAUCAUUGCGGCAAAGAUUGUCUGAAAAAGGGAACAAUCUACCCGAGGCCAUUCAAGUUCCUAUCCGUGCCACGCCUGUGCUCCAGAGGCCUAAGACUUCCGCUGCACAUCAGCAAUCUCCCAGACAACCAGUUCCGCGCGUUUAUCAAGCUCCAGACUCGGCUUAUGGCUCUGAUAACGAAACGCGUUUGCCUGGUCGUUCGAUGACCGAUGUUGGGGUUGUCACUAUCGCCAACAUGCCGCCGCCUGUCUUUCCGGCCGCCACGAUACCUUCACCGCUUUCUGACCAGCAACAUUAUUUCCCCGUGCGCGCAAGUCCUCAUUCGCCUCUACAGCAGAGGCCAUGGACAUCGGCCACGAAUGCUCCUCCCGACCAAAUGCGAAACCAGCCAUCAGCUAUGGGGAUGAGUACUUUGAGCAACAUGACAACCCUAAGUCCUGAGAGUAAUCAGAAGUUGAAAAAGAAGCGUAGCGCUUUUGGGUGGUUGAAAAAGGCAUUUUCCCUCGACGAGGAAGAACGCGCAGAGUUUGAAGCAAGAAGGGCUCAGCAGACUCCUAACCCAUAUUACGAAGCUCGAAGCCCGAGAUUUGUUGAUGGAAGACGUCGCCCGGAAUCUAGACGUCAACAAUAAGGUGAAUAGAAAGAAAGUUGAGCAUCGAGAAACUUUCUGGUUGGGGUUAGCUUAUAUCAAGGCAUUAUCCGUCUGCAUCGAUUCUGAUAGGGCAUGGAUUGGAUCAAGGAAUCAAGGAUGUGCGAUCGACAGGCACGGAAUGCAACAAAAUGCAUCAACUAAUCAGCUGGGCCAAGAAGCAGCCUCCAGUUAUGCGAUACAUGGAGUUUCUUCAGCUCCUUUAUCGGGCUAAAUAUCGACAU